Dermacentor andersoni is the source of this 1453-nucleotide messenger RNA. RefSeq lists its product as uncharacterized. NCBI's taxonomy places the organism in Eukaryota, Metazoa, Arthropoda, Arachnida, Ixodida, Ixodidae. The record is from RefSeq and is a predicted model, not a curated record.
AUGAUUUUCAUGAUCUGGACGAUGCCCGUUGCUGUGUUGUCCUUACGAACACUUCCUGCGCAGCAAUCGACAAGCAGCCCGUGAUGUGUACCAUGGGCGAUAGGCCUAUCAUGACUCCGGUGUUCCCGCCGGACGCGCUGUGCGACUUCCUCUUCUUCGACUCGCUGUACAAGGGAGGCCACAACCUGCUCCCCGACAAGGCGACCUACAGCACCAGCCUCUACACUUUCCUCUUCAACCACCGCUCUUACCGACGUACAACCCUUGGUGUUGGCUUCGCAUUCGACUAUUUGGCGACGGCGGAGGACGCUCUGAAGGUUAUGAACCCCAGUCCACUUGCACCCUUCUGGGAACACGGCAUUUUCCACGUCGGUAUCCUCGACACACCCGCGACGGCUGUUCGAAACCAGACGAAAGCGGCCAUCGCCACACUUAAGGCGAUGAACCGGCUGCUUGACACUCAGAGAGCGCAGGGCAACUUUUCAAUCACGGCGCUGGCUAUGCCGCAACCGGAUCUGGGAUGGAGUUUGGCUUUUGCCGCGGAUUGCAGGGACCUCGGUUUCAGUCCGUACCUGUUCAUCGCGUUCGGUCACUACCGGUUCGGCGACAACAUGGUGCCGCACUGCGCGGUCAUGCCUCCAACGCGUCAUCCGGACGACACUCCUCCGGAUGACAUCGCCCGGGACUACAACUUCGACCUGUCGACCGCCGUGUCCAGCCUUCGCAAGCUCUUCUCCCUGGGCGCGCACACUAGAGGCCUCGUGUCAGUGACCAUGAAGGGGCGUUGGACAGAGCCUCUGCACCCGGAUUUAGUUGACUUCUUUACGCGUUGUUCAUCUGACGCAAACAUCGAGUCGUUCGGCAGCUACACUGAGGUGUGUCCCGGUGGUUUUUCUGGUCUCCAGGCUCGGUUAAAUUAUUCGGAAAAGCACUACGCCGUUAUUACCUACAUCGAGAGCAUGAAUCGCACCUUCGUCUACGACAACGAGAAGGCAUUUGCUGCCAAGUUGUGCCACGCGAAGAGCAUAGCGCCCAACGUGACGUUCGGCAUCGCCGUCUACGACAUAGACUACGACGACUAUCAUAAUAUGUGUACGGCCCUGAACAGAUACCACCGCAACAGCCGAUUGAGGGCGGUGAAGAUGGUGGUGGAUUCCUUCCGGCGGCAGAACGCGGUUUUUAAAGAGGAUGUUUGCGUAAGAAGCGCGGCGCCCUAAAAGCGCCGCCGGCUGCGCUGGUCCUCGACACAGGGCCGAUUUCUCGUGGAAUGCGGUGAAAUAUAGUAUAGUUCUGGUCGCGCGUACUGUAUUCUUCAGAGCAGCCGUUGAUGAAGCCGCCCGCCUAACUGACUGUGCGUAACGCGGUCAGUUAGGCGGACCACCCUGGUUCCUUCCCCUUGUACCAUUGUACGUAUGUAGUAACCUUGCGCAAUAAAUAAUCACUUGUUAUCAGC